AUGAUCUCCGUCAUAGACAUAACCAUUUUCAUCGCCAGACGCUGCAGCACCAGCAGCAGCAACAGCACUGCCAGCACUGCCACCACUGCCACCACUGCCAGCACUGCCAGCGCCAGCUGUGGCGGGAGUAGCGGCCUGGAGUCGAUUCAGGAGCGGCCUGAAGAAACGGAAGGGGGAGGCGAGGAAAUGGGCGAAAGAGGAGGAGGGGGUGAGGGGAGAGGAAGGGGUGAAGGGGGAGUAACUGAGAGGGGAGGGAGUGCAGGUGGAGGAAGGGGGACCGGGGGAGGAACGGGCGGAGGAAUGGAUGGGAGCGGCGGGAUUGGGCAGCUGGAGUGGCUGAAAGAGGCUCGAGUGGCUGAUGUGAUGGGGAAGACGGAGGAGACUCGCACCAUGCUCGUGCUGGACCCCCAUGCCACCGUGCUCCAAGCCAUGGAGAUGCUGGGUUCUAGAGGCUUCCACCGCGCCCUUGUUCCAAACAUCUGCCCUCAGGACCACGAUCACACCACCGCCAUGCCCAUGCCUGCGCUGCUGCAGUCGCGCCUGGGAGGAGGAGAAGGGGGUGCGGCAGGGGAGGAGUACCGAGUGCUGUCACAGAUGGACAUUGCUGCGUUCAUGCUCAAACACGAGGGGCUGCUGGGCUUGGCUCUGGCUAAAAGCAUCGAUGACAUUGGGCUGGUCUGGCCAUCUGUGGUCUCGGUGACUCCAUCCACUCCUCUUCUAGACGCAUUCAACAUGUUCCGAAUAAGAGGG
Messenger RNA from Closterium sp. Naga37s-1, 750 nucleotides. The record is from the annotation of a GenBank genome assembly. NCBI's taxonomy places the organism in Eukaryota, Viridiplantae, Streptophyta, Zygnematophyceae, Desmidiales, Closteriaceae.